AUGGAAGCAGUCGUUAAACAAAGUAGUCCUGAAGGAGUAGUUAGUACAACUCCUAAUGAGUCAGUUGAUAGUCAUAAGGUAGCCUUUGAUGAAGGUAAAAUAGUCUUUGGAGUUGCACAUAUUUAUGCUUCUCAUAACGAUACGUUUAUUCAUAUAACAGAUUUAACUUCUAGAGAGACUAUCUGUAAAGUUACGGGUGGUAUGAUUGUUAAGGCAGAUAAGGAUGAGAGUAGUCCUUAUGCUGCUAUGUUUGCCGCUCAGCAAGCAGCUCAAAAGGCAAGAGCCGCUGGAUUUAAUGCCGUACAUGUUAGGGUUAGAGCUAGUGGAGGAGUGAAGACUAAGACGCCAGGACCAGGAGCUCAGAGUGCGUUACGGUCUUUAGCUAGGAAUGGGUUAAGGAUUGGUCGGAUUGAAGAUGUUACUCCAAUAGCUGCUGAUCGGGUAAGGAAGAAGGGAGGAAGACGAGGAAGGAGACUCUAA
Messenger RNA from Nematocida homosporus, 480 nucleotides. Its product is annotated as small subunit ribosomal protein S14e. The coding region runs from base 1 to 480 and encodes 159 amino acids. The transcript has a single exon. Gene Ontology annotation, molecular function: small ribosomal subunit rRNA binding; structural constituent of ribosome; mRNA 5'-UTR binding. Gene Ontology annotation, biological process: translation; ribosomal small subunit assembly; maturation of SSU-rRNA from tricistronic rRNA transcript (SSU-rRNA, 5.8S rRNA, LSU-rRNA). Gene Ontology annotation, cellular component: ribosome; cytosolic small ribosomal subunit. Lineage: Eukaryota; Fungi; Microsporidia. The record is from RefSeq and is a predicted model, not a curated record.